AUGCGCUCUGCUUCGGCUGUGGAGAGGGACAUGGCGGCAUCCGCGCUCAUCUCAACAUACAUCCCCUCUCCCGUCUACAGCGAGAUCUCCGCCUCGGUGGUCAUCGCCGCUGCAUCGGCAAGUGUCAACGGCGAUGCCGAUGAGCUCAUCUACUCAGCGCUGGAAGCCACCUGCCUCCCUGUCUGGUUCCUAGGCGCCGUGCCGACCACCUACCUUGGCGACCUGGCCGUUCUGGAGCAGUCGAUCCAAGCCCUGCGAACCGCCGUCCCUCCACCGGCGCCGUCGACAACAACCACAACAACUACGGCAUACGGCAGCUCGUCGGCGGCCCCAGUGCUCACCACGGAGACCCCAGCCGGGACAGUCCUGACCUCGUCAUCACUGACCGUGAUCCCUGUGACGCAGACGUCAAGCGUGACUCCUGUCGUGCCCUCCAGCGUGGCGGGAGGACCGUCCAGCUCCGGGCCCUCGGCGGCCGUCGGGUCCGGGUCCAGUUCCGCAGAGGCCGCACCCACCGUCUCAUUCUCGGCAUCCGGCACUGGGCCGACAACGUCAUCCAGCUCGGCGGCUGCCGUCCCAACGGGCGUGGUGGUGGGCCACGAGUUUGCGGCAGGGAUGGCGGCGGCGGCAGCAGCAGCAGCUGUUGUUGCGGCCCUGUGA
This is a messenger RNA of Phaeoacremonium minimum UCRPA7, 660 nucleotides long. RefSeq lists its product as hypothetical. Lineage: Eukaryota; Fungi; Ascomycota; Sordariomycetes; Togniniales; Togniniaceae. The record is from RefSeq and is a predicted model, not a curated record. The coding region runs from base 1 to 660 and encodes 219 amino acids. The transcript has 2 exons.